AUGACUUUACCUAGCAAUACAGAAUCCAACUCGAGAGAGCAUGUGAACGCAAUCACUUUGCAGUCAGGUAAGUAUAUUCUUGGUUCUUCUCUUGUUUCUAAUAAUGAUAUUGAUGUGCAGGUAGAUUCAACCAGAAAGGUUGAAGAUAACAAGGCAAAGAAACUAGAGAAGAAAGAGGCAAAGAAGAUUCCACUAAAGGAAUACCAGUCCAAAAUUCUUGAUGUAUUUAAACAACUGCACAUAAACUUACCUUUUGUUGAAGCUAUUUUGCAAAUGCCUAGAUAUGCGAAGUUCUUAAAGGAGAUCCUUAGCAACAAAAGGAAGUUUGAGGACUUUGCAUCCAUGACACUAAAUGAGGAGUGUUCGGCAAUUUUCCAGAACAAGUUACUGGAAAAGAAACAUGAUCCAAGGAGUUUUAUUGUCCCUUGUGUUAUAGGUGACUUAACAAUUAGUGAUGCUUUAGCUGAUUUAGGAGCUAGCAUUAAUGUAAUGCCCUACAACCUGUUUGCUAAGUUGGGGCUGGUAGAGACAAAACCUACUAGGAUGAGUAUACAACUAGCUGGUACGUCAAUUAAGUAUCCCAGGGGUGUUGUAGAGAAUGUGCUUGUUAAGGUGGAUAAAUUCAUAUUUCCUAUUGACUUUGUAAGCUUAGACAAGGAUGGUGAGAGUAGUGUACCUUUGAUUCUAGGUAGACCUUUCCUUGCAACAUAUAGGGCAAUUAUAGAUGUUUGUGAUGGAAAGCUUGAACUUAGGGAAAUGUUGGUUGAAGACCCUCUACAAGUUACUUUGCUAAUGGAAGAUGAGCAUGAGCAGUCAAAUGAGAAAGUAUUGGAGCAUCUUGAAUUUUUGUUAGCAAAUGAGCUAAGCAAAGAGGAUAAAAAGUUUGUUGUAAUUGAUAGGGUAGGUGUGCAGAAGUUGAGCCCAUCAAUUUAG
This is a messenger RNA of Ricinus communis (castor bean), 933 nucleotides long. RefSeq lists its product as uncharacterized. The transcript has 2 exons. NCBI's taxonomy places the organism in Eukaryota, Viridiplantae, Streptophyta, Magnoliopsida, Malpighiales, Euphorbiaceae. The coding region runs from base 1 to 933 and encodes 310 amino acids. The record is from RefSeq and is a predicted model, not a curated record.